This is a messenger RNA of Metarhizium brunneum ARSEF 3297, 621 nucleotides long. RefSeq lists its product as uncharacterized. NCBI's taxonomy places the organism in Eukaryota, Fungi, Ascomycota, Sordariomycetes, Hypocreales, Clavicipitaceae. Gene Ontology annotation, biological process: proteasome-mediated ubiquitin-dependent protein catabolic process; regulation of proteolysis. Gene Ontology annotation, molecular function: ubiquitin protein ligase binding. The record is from RefSeq and is a predicted model, not a curated record. Gene Ontology annotation, cellular component: cytoplasm.
AUGACGGCCAUCGAAAAGGCCGUCAGAGAGGCUUUUGACAGCGAUACCCUGGCGGAUGUCAAAAUUUACCUGGGCGACGUCGAGCUUCCCGCGCACAGCCUCGUGUUAACAGCCCAAAGCAGCUACUUUAAACGUGCUCUGCUAGGCGAGAUGCAAGAGGGCAAGACCAGAAAGUUUGAGUAUAGCGAAGGUAGCAUGCAUGCGUACUGGCGGGUCUUUGAAUACAUGUACAAGGGAACGUACUCUGAAGAGCCUUGUAUGAAGCUCACCGAGCUAGAUGACGACGAGCUCUCCAAGGAAGUUCGAGUGUAUCAGCUGGCCGAUUACUUUGAAGUGGAUGGCCUUCAACGCGAAGCUCUGCGGAGGUUCACGACGAAAACCAUUGCGCUAUGGGCUACCGAGGCGUUUGUUGAUUGUAUAAGAGAUGUUUACCAAUCUACAAGCAAUAAAAAGUGUAAAAUGAGGGAGGCUGUGGUUGAUAUUGUAAACCAACAUGUGCCUAAGUUAUGGGAAGAGCCGCCUUUUAGGGAUCUUGUCCGUGAGGGGGGUGACUUUCCGGUGGACUUGAUGAGUAGAUUGGUUUGGGCAUAUGACAAGAGCAUAAGGCUUGGAGCAGUGUGA